Molecule: messenger RNA, 6159 nt
Organism: Orbicella faveolata
Lineage: Eukaryota; Metazoa; Cnidaria; Anthozoa; Scleractinia; Merulinidae
Biological process (GO): glycosaminoglycan catabolic process; carbohydrate metabolic process
Cellular component (GO): extracellular region
Molecular function (GO): carbohydrate binding; lyase activity
Source: RefSeq, a predicted model, not a curated record
AAUCAAAAUAGUACGUUCAAUUCUCUUAGCGGUUUAUUCUUAAACCGGUCAAGGAUCAGUUUUCUUCAUAAAAGCUCUACCUUUUUGGGUGAAGAUGUAAAUCAGGUGGACAAUUUUGACCCAUGUCCGGAUUUCCAGUAACGCAUUACACAAUCAAAUACACUUAAUACACCUGCAAGAAGAUUAGCCCCCCUCCCGUCAAAAAAGUAGAGGGAGCGGAUGUACACAGCCUCCAAGAAGAUAACAAAAAAGAGGAUCAAAACAAAUCUUGAAGUUGCCAAUUCCCCACCGAAGUCGGCAUCUAACAAAUCGCUCAUAUUUGUGCAAUAUUCAGCUUAAAUUUAGAUUUCGUCUUCUAUUAUUUUAUCUAACAUUUCAAUCGACCGGUGACUUGUUUUGCCAGGGGCAAACUUAACGGCGGCUGAAGUCACUCUAUCGAGGCAAAGAUAACCCUCAAAACCAAACCUGGGUUCAGUUUUGUUACAUGUUUAAUUUAAAGCAAUUUAAAUAGAAUGGAUACGACAGUUUGGUAGCGGUAAAAUCAAAUCUUAUCGUUUAGGUUCCAUCUAUGGGUAAAAAGCACUAUGACCAGGUUAUGUAAGACUAUGGACGUGGACUAACAAUGAUUCAAGGACUUCUGGCGAAGCAACGCAUUCAGACCAAGAGUGCAUCUUCCCUCCAGCCAGGAUAACGGCGUAUGUUACUAUGGCAACAAGCAAAAGUACCCUCAAUCCAGCUCGCUUCCUUCAAUGGCUAGUGAAAGCAAAACAACAUGAAGGUAUGUGUACACGGUUGUGCUGAAAGCUAGAAACUUCUGGGACCGUGACGACUCAUCAUUUAACACUUUCAUUUAACGUUUUCUGGCAUGUGUACGUUGUAUAUUAUGUGGAAAAUAGACAGAAGUGCACGCAUUAAACGAAGAAUCUAACUUGCUUAAGAUUUUAAAUUUUCGCAGAGCUUUUAUGCUAUGGUAAAUCUAAUGAUCUCAGGCAAUUUCAUGUAAAUCAGGCGAUAUUUUCUUGACAGAAGACUUUCUGAAGUCUCCUCCGCCAGAAGAAAUAAAAUUAAUAGAACUGAAAAAGGAGAGGUCGUCUCACCUGGCCCUUCAAUGAAAAAAACUCUUGGCUUUACGCGAAGUCCGUCAUCGUAUUAAGUUUCAAUUUUUUGUCCUAGCUUUGAAGGUUCACAUUAAAGGUGAAAUGGUGACCCCAGCUUUGUCUGGAGAUAUUGUUUAAAAAUUCAGUCUAGAAUUUAUGUGAGUUAAAAUUACCUUGAACGGAUUUGACUGCCACUUAGAGACAAAAAUAUUACUAACGCUCCAAUUUAUUGUCAUAAUAAUAGAAACACCCCGGGGAGAAACACCAUGAAUAACAUGGUUCAAGAUGUAACAAUAUAAAAGAAACUUGAACGAAAAACCAGUCACCACAACUUUGUCCGUGGAAAACUAUUAUAUUGCUAAAGACUUUGACUUCUUUUAAACUGUGUAAAGACAUAAAAUCAGUUUCCUAUGUGCGAAGAAUGAAUCUUCAAUUACAACCUCUCGAAAAUCGUUCCAAAGCAUUUUUAUCCUCGAUGUCUCUGACGGGGCCAACUGCUCCACAGCGAUAACAAAAUGAACUUCGUCUAUACAGUAGGUGACAUUCACAUGAUUUUUCUAAACCCCUACUAACCCGAAAGUAUAGAUCAGCUUUAACUGUUCAAAAGUAGUCUCUUAAUGUGCCAGCCCUAAUGUCCCUAAAUAUUAUGUUUUCUCCAAGUUUAAAAAGCUGCCGGUAUAAUAAUAACAAUGAUCUUUUCUUCGAUUUAUGAGGCAUUAAUUAAUAAGAUUUUCUUUUAAUUCUUCCAGAGAAAUGUGAUAACCCGCACCAAAGUGUUUAUGAAUCUUAGAGAAAAGCUUCAAACUAUUCUUUUGGAGUUCACAUUUUUGCAGAGAUAGCUAGCUCUUGUGGCUGUCUUGAAAUGUAGCGUGGGUGAUUGUGCGGGAAGAGCACAUGCUUGGUAAAGUGGGCGUAUAAUGAUAUAUGCAAUGCCGGGAAAACCUUUAUUCCUUCACAGAAAAUGUUAUUCUUAAGACGGACUGCAAAAGAGAAAUCUAGCGAAAACUAGUUGGAAGUGUUCGUUUUUGACUGAAUAGAGAAAUUUGGGUAUAAAACAUGUUUUUAAGUAGCAAUGACACACAAUUUAUCCUUGGUAAUCAUUGGUAGGCGGAAAAUGGCUUUGAGAUAAACUUGAACAAUCAAGUUACAGAGCAUCAGUUUAAAGGCAUUCUGUUUAUGAAUUACUAAACCAUUCUGCUUGCUUCAUAACAGAUAACAUUUUUCAGCUUCUUUACCUAUAAAUUACUAAAAAUACAUUCUUUCUUUGAUUCUUAAAAGCUGUGUGGCGUGUAAUUUCAUAAAUUUUGAAACACAUUUCUUUCAUCAAAAAUGGCACCUGAUUGGCUAAUAACUACAGGAAACGAGUUACAGUUAGUCAAGCAGAAAAUGGCUCUGAAAAGAUUUUUGACCAAUCACCAUCUCCACCGCUAUAAAUGGGACAGCAAGACCGCAGUAACCUCACAUUGCUCCAAGUGUUUACCAAGGAGCACAAAUUCUAGGGACACUAUCAGGAGGAUUAAGGUAAGAUUGUCAAUACUUUUAUCAAACUACAAGAUAUUCAUUUCUCUGAUUGACAACUUUCCGAAAUUGUUAAACGAUGAUUUUUGAACAAAAUGUUUUUUCUUUGCCAUCCAGGAUAAUGAUGCGUUUGUGGCAUUGUGUGGUCCUAAUUUUGCUGUUCUCCGGAGCCACUCAGGCAGCUAGGACAGUCUAUACAUUCGAGAGUGCCUCUCAUCUGAGUGCCUUUACCGCGUCAUCGACAUCAACUUUAGAGCGGACGAAUACUCGUUAUAAAGACGCAACACAUUCUAUGAAGUGGACCUGGGCGAGUGGAGACACAAUCACACAUUCAUUCACAAGCGAUAAAAUUAAAGGAAACGAGCUUAGAAGAGGAGGAAUUAAACUGUGGCUUUACAAUACUGACAAACGCGUGGGACAAAAUGAAAAAUUGACCGUCUCUUUCCUUGAUACACUGACCACGCCUGGCAAUCCGACUACUGUAUCGCAGUUCAAGAUCAAUCUGAAUUUCAAGGGCUGGCGUGGAGUAUGGGUCUCUUACCAAGAAUCCAAAUUGGUUUCCGGCCGGGAUAUCGACACUUUGAAAAUAACAGCUCCGACAACUACCCAAACCACCCACCCCUUGUUUAUCGACCUCUUGCGAUUGGUGAGCAGCUUAAGCAAACAGACACGUGACGAGAUAGUUCCAACUAUUGGCCAGGGAAUUUACACUCCGAAUAACUUCUGGCAGCAAACUUAUCGCUGGAGUCUGGCCACUCCGACAAAUAUCACCGAAUCUACUCCUAGUCAGGACAAAUUGGAUGACUUGGCCCUCAUCGAAAAGCGUUUGGAGAAUUGGUUUGUUAAACAGUCACAGAGUUCAGUCCAGUUUACAGGCAAUGUGAGGAAGAGAUUUGAGUCCCUACCGGUGGCUAGUUCACACGUGGAGUUCGGUCAACUACAAAUUGCGAAAAGCGCAGAGGGUAUUAUCACAGGUACUCCUCUGUUCGCUAAACAAUCUGAGUAUAACCACAGAGAGUUUGGUUACGUCAUACCAAAAGUGCUGCUUCCAAUGGCGCUAGAUUACCACAUAAGAUCUCGUCAAAACGAUAUUAACGACACAGCCGCAGAAGAACUGUCCAAUCUGAAUGGAGAAGCUGAAAGUAAGAAUGCAGCAAUAAGGAGAAUAGCGGGUGCCGACCAAACCAUGCAACAGACAUUCACAAACGCUCUGGGUUCAACUCCGUACACUUUAGAGAAGGUCAAGGAGGCCAUUGCCACACUCAACAACAAGCGCAAGGAACGCUUGCUACUUGUCUUAGACUAUAUCGAGGAUCAAGGUUUCACUGACGGCAGCGGGCUUGGUACCUUGGACCAUGAAAUGAACAACGCGGGGGCAGGGUUUAUGACUGCAGCCUUUCUCCUAAGGAAAGAAUUACAAGCCGCGGGAAAGUUAUCUGACUAUGUUGCCACCAUGAAAUGGUACAACGACUUCGGCGAGAUUUACCAAGCUCCAUUUGAAUACGUUGGUACAACCGCUGAUCGAAUGAGAACUAUUUCAUUGUGGAGAUUAUUUGCUGUCCUUAUGAUGCCUACCUCCACAACAAAAGAAAAACAGGAGAAAAUUCGUGACAUGAAAGCACUUGGCCGAUGGUACGCCAACGCCUUAUCUCCAAAUGAAGGUUUUGCAGGAACACUUAAGCCUGACUACGUUGGUUACCAUCACAACAGUUACUAUGCUUCUGCUUACACACCCCAUGCUUUACACAAGGCUGCACUCAUUCAGUACCUGCUUAGCGGGACAGAAUUUGCAUUAGGCGCUGAGACGGAGGGAAACAUUAAGAAAGGACUUGAAGUAAUGAGGAUUGUCUCUGUUAAAUAUUCUUCACCAAACAGCGUCUCAGGUCGCUUUCCAGGAUUCAGUCGCGUAAUUCUGGCAAAGUCCUUCCCUGCUUAUGCUUAUGCUGCUGCCACUGCUCCAGUUUUGAACGAUGACGGCUCUUUUGGUGAAAUUUCUACUUUCAACAAUGAAACCCUCCAGAUGUUUUUGCGGCUGUACGACACAACGGAAAAAGCGGUUAACGAUUACCUGGGAGAUGGAGCGAUUUUUACUAAUAUUUAUUAUCUGAAUUCCAUUGGCUCGGUUAACAUCAUGGAGGAAAUUCACAAAAAGGCCAAUGCAAUGAGCAUCCAAGCAGAGAGCUCUCCCCAAGGAUGUUGGACCAAGAAUUAUGCAGCAUUUAUCAUCCAAAGACGAGAAGACUGGGCGGUCACUGUUAAAGGAUUCAACAAAUAUAUUUGGGACUUUGAAGCUUCAGGAAAACAGAAUGUCUUUGGGCUUUAUCAGAGUCAUGGCGCGUUACUUGUAGCAAACAGCGAGGAGGCUCUUUUAACGCACGAUAUCGACAAUGGCUGGGACUGGACACGACAUCCGGGUACUACAACUAUCAAAAUGGAUCUCGAUCAGCUGAUAAGCGAUAACCGCAGAUAUUUUCAACCAAAGCGAUUGGCUGGAGGAUUAACAUUGGUCGGCGGUGGGGACUAUGCAUCUGGGAUUUUUGGAAUGGAGUUUUCCCAGCCUCCCUAUCGCUUUCCAUCUGGAUCCUUUCAAUUGGACAUCAACUUCAGCUUUAAAAAGAGCGUGUUCUUUGCUGAUUACGUCAUCAUUUGCUUAGGCACUGGUAUCACCUCUUCUAACAGCUCUCCGAACAUCACGCAGACUUCAUUGUUCCAGAACAAGCUGCUAGAUUCCGAUAAUCCGUCAUCUAUUCUCAUAAACACUACCACCCACUCACUCAGUACUGAUUUAACUAGAGAGCCUUCCUUUUUUGGAGACGGGGACAAUGCGGCUACGCUAAGAGAUGUUAACGGGAAUGGUUACUACAUUCCUAAUCCUAACAGCCAAGGACUAAACAUGAAGAUCAGCCUGCAAACAUCCAGGGACCAAAGGGGAAGAGCAAGAGAGACAUCAGCUCGGUAUGCUACAGCUUGGCUUAACCAUGGCGUCAAUCCAUCGGACGCGAAGUAUGAAUACACUAUAGUUGUGAACAAACCUGCAAACGUUGUCCAGGUACUGGCCACAAGGCAAGCAAGUGACAACAAAGUAUAUGAAGUUCUCCACAAAGACAACAAAGCCCACGUGGUAAAGAUCAAUGAUUGUCCCAGGGCUGGUGAAACUCAGUACGGAUAUGUUUUCUUCGACAAAUCUGUCCGCACCCCUGGUCCAGUUAGGCGCGUGGACAAGGUGCCUUGUAUUGUGAUGGUGGAAGAGGUGGAUAACAACAACUUAUACAUCGCUGUCUCUUCUCCUGAUCUUAAUUUCAACAUUACCAGAGACCUGGAAGUUGGUAGCCAGGUUAACGGCGAUGAACGGUUUUACUCUAUCAGUAUGCCAGUAGAAAUACAGGUGAUGCAAACAUCUCUAACUUAAAACCCUAAAUAUUUCUUAUCCCCCCCAAAAUUUCAUUCAUGCAGUAAGCCCGUUAUCCAUUUGAGGGUUAAUUUCACGACUUACGUGUCGUUUACGGUAACAUUUUAAUAUUUCACCUUCAAUUCCUUUAGAGAC